Molecule: messenger RNA, 6819 nt
Organism: Arvicola amphibius (Eurasian water vole)
Lineage: Eukaryota; Metazoa; Chordata; Mammalia; Rodentia; Cricetidae
Gene: Bloc1s6
Product: biogenesis of lysosomal organelles complex 1 subunit 6
Exons: 5
Coding region: 101-619 (172 amino acids)
Biological process (GO): intracellular transport
Cellular component (GO): extrinsic component of membrane; BLOC-1 complex; transport vesicle
Source: RefSeq, a predicted model, not a curated record
UUUUGACCGGCAACGAGCUGGAAUCGGCUAGGUUCCUAUUUCUGGCGUCUGACUUCUUACCUGCACGCAGCUCGCCUUAAGCGGCCCACAGAGCGGGGACAUGAAUGUUCCUGUGCCGCCGCCCCCGGACGGGGUCCUGACCGGAACCUCCGGCAGCCUGGAGGCCGGCGAGCCCACGCUGGGUGUGAAUGACGCGUCUCCAGAUGAAGGACUGAUAGAGGACUUUGCUGUAGAGGACAAAGCUGUGGAGCAGCUGGUGGGAGGCCUGCUGUCCCACUACUUACCAGAUCUGCAGAGGUCGAAGCAAGCCCUCCAGGAACUCACACAGAACCAAGUUGUGUUGCUAGAUACACUGGAACAAGAGAUUUCAAAAUUUAAAGAAUGCCAUUCUAUGUUGGACAUCAAUGCUUUGUUCACAGAAGCGAAGCACUAUCAUGCCAAGCUGGUGAAUAUAAGGAAAGAGAUGCUGUUGCUUCAUGAGAAAACAUCCAAGUUAAAAAAAAGAGCACUUAAGCUCCAGCAGAAGAGGCAGAGAGAGGAGCUGGAAAAGGAACAGCAGAGGGAAAAGGAAUUUGAAAGGGAAAAGCAGCUGACAGCCAAGCCAGCCAAAAGGACAUGAGCAGCCCAGCUACCGGUGUUUGCUGCCCUGUCGCGCUCCCUGGGUCUCCAGUGCUGUACACAGAGAGGGUGCGCAUGGUACCUUAUGCCGUGGGCAUGUUAGAAGUCCUUCCCAGGGUUGCUGUAUCUCUGUGAUUUCAUUUCUCUUCACUUAAGAAGUCUUGUUUUUGAUAUUUACAUUUUCAACUUUUGCUUAAUUUUAAAAUUUAUUAUUUUGAUUUUAAGUCAUUUGUAAACUGGAAAACACUUUGGUUUUUACUGGAGUCUGGACACUAGUUCAAAAUGAGUACAAGUGCUUGGGCUUCUUGAGAAUUGAUUUUAUAGUUUCGGUUUCUCCUCCUAUGAUGACAGGCCUUUCCUGCACUGCAGCACUGAGUUCUGGCAAUUGCUUUUCAUUGCUUAAAGAGAAAUUCCAGUUGUCUGGCCACAGAUCUCCUGGGAAGAAAGCCGGUGAGCCUUUGUGAAGAACACAGGACAUGUGUGUACCCGGAAAUACCAGCACGAUAGAUAUGGGUCAGGGGAGGGGAUGCCAGACAGAUUCUUCAGCCAUGCUCUGUUUCUCAGGGCUGGUGCUUACGUAGAUUCCAUCCAUUCCUAAAGCUGUGCAGUGAUGGUGGACCCGCCAGAUGCUCUGAUGGGCAGCAUGCUUGUACUAAGUCAUCCAGUGCAAGAGCAUGUUGUGCUUUUUCUUUUUUACUCAGACAAGGUUUCUACAAAGCCCUGAUGUCCUGGAGCUCAUUCUGUAGACCAGGCUCAUAGGGAUCCACCUGCCUCUUAUCCCCAAGUGCUGAGAUUAAAGGUGUGUGCCACCACGUCUGGCUCAGGGCUUUUUAAAGUAGAGUAAAACCCGCUGUUGUUCACAUCAUUUGUAAUUACAGGGUUGGUGGAUGUUAGUAAAUAGUAUAUAGAAGAGGCAGCAUGAUACCUUCAGUUAUACUCUUUUUUCUAUGGUUUGAAAACAAAAAAAUUAAUUUACUGUACUCAGUGUUUAAAUCCAUGACAAGUACUUCACCUAUACACAUAAAAUUACUAAAUUGUUUUAUCAGACCCCUUUUAAUAUACAAUAUCUACACCUAUUGAAAAAGGAAGUAGGAAAGUAUUAAUAGAUAAAAAUAUAGCAUAUAGACAGAGUGCCUCUGCAUUCUAACCUUGUUUGAGUGACAGGUGAGGAAACUUGUUACAAGUCAUAAUGCCACCAUAUCAGCUAGGAAAAGGCCCCAGCAUCUCUGAGUCACCUGGGAAAAGCCUUAUUCCUGUUUUGCUUUUGGAAAUAAUUAAUCAUAGGUUUAUAUUUAUUAAGUAUAUCCUUAAGCCUUCCAUCACUUUAGAAACCCAUAAAGUUAGCAAACUAAGCUACAUUUUAGUAAAUAUUUUGAUCCCAGAAAGCAAAACUGGGCAACAGACGUGUAUACAAAGUACACAGUUGAAAUCUUUGGGCAAGAGGCAACAAGAAUGUUAAUGGAUGAGAAGCCGUGCUAGUCCAGCCCUAUCAAACCGUGGAUCACAGCGGGCGGAUGAGCAUGCCCAGCUGCUGCUGAUGUGUAAAUUCUUUUCCUGAUGAAUCUAUAUAAAUAAUGCUAUGGUUAGGCUAAUAAUAAAAAAAAAACUAUCUGUAGCAUGCUAUAAUUAGAGAAAGUUAAUAUAUAAAACAAAGAAAAAUAUGCUUUUUACUUGUGAGGAAAAAUGGCAAAAGUAUUGCAAUAUUUAUUACCUUACAAUAAAUUUUCAUUGAUUUUAAGCUGAGCCACGGCGAUUAAAGCCUUAUGGCAUGAUUUUACAUACCAUCAGUUCAUUAGACAAUCAGCAUAUGUAUAGCCCUUGAAUCUUCCAAAACCUUAGUUUUUCAUGUUUAAAGGAGGAAACCAGAGUAGGGAGCCCUCAGAAACAGAAAUGUCGAAGGUACCGUGUAUCUGUACAACUCAGAGCUUCAAAAUACAUGCAUCAUACAUACGAGCAAUAAAUAAGUCAGACCUGAUGUCAUCAGUUAACAAGAUAAUGACUCAUCAGCAGCAUGAAAAAAAUCCAACCGCUGCUCUAAAAUUAUUUCUUCAUAAAAUAGAAGGUACACCAAAGUUUUGAAUGCUGGCUACCUAAAAAAAUUUGGAAUACAAUUUAUCCACCAAAAAUAUAUCUGUUUUAAAAGAGUCAUUUAUAAAACAUAAACACAGCCUAUACACACAUUUUCUUCUCUUAGGAAAAGGGCACUUAGUGUAUAGCUAAGGCAUUCAGAACAUAAAGAUCCUGUUCACUUCCCUAUUCGGAAGAAGGUAUUCUGUGCAGUUUUAAAUUUAUAUUUAUAAAAAUAUAAAUAUGUCUGACAGAGAUGGAAUAGUGCCUGCUGCAAAAUCCAUUGUCAAGGCCAUGAAAACAAAACUGACUCUGUUAACUGACUCUGUUUCAUUCUUAGUUGCCAGAAACUUCCCAACUCAUAAAAAAAACAAGGUAUUCUGAGUCUUCAGAAGUGAGCUCGUAGUCUUUUGUUGUCUUGUAAUAGCCUUUCGGUUUCAGCCAGUAAGCCCUCAUUCACUUGAGUAUCUUUCCAGCAAAGAGUGCACUUCAUUCAGCUGUAUAGGAAACUGUUUAAUCAUCUCCACUUGCAAAUUCGCAAUGUCCUAAGGCAAGCGCCCUGAAGUCAUCCAAGGUUUCCUGUAUCGUGUUCUGAAUGAAGCGGAUCUGAACUGAGGUCAGUGAUACUUUGGCUGACUGGUCCCAAGAAUAUCCACUAUUUUUUCUGAGAGUCAGCUCUCUACUCCAGCAGUGACAGAGGACGCUACCUUUAGAACUGGAGUUGAGGAUCCAUUGACUGAGGGCUUCAGUUUCCUAUUUUGGCUUUUCAUAUUUUUCAAGAUUUCUUGUUUGGUUACAUGAUGGAGAGGUAUUUUGAAUUCCAGGUUUAGUACCAGAGGAGAUCAACUUUGCAAACUGCUUCAAGGAGUCCUUCGGCUCCUGCUUCUUCCCCAGGUAUGUUCUCUUCGCCUCAGCUUCCAGAUCAUGGCUCUCACUUUCUUCUUCCCUGGAGAUCCCAUGAGGACAGAAGAGCACUGGAGUGCAAUACCAGAGGGCUGGAAGCGACUGGAUUUUUUCCUCAGUGGGAACGCUGCGUUCAGCUGCAGUAGAAAGUCAAGGCCAUCUCCUUUGCCUGCGUCAUCACCUCUGUUGAGUACAGCAUCGUCUCUGACUGGUGAGAACAUGUCACCUAAAUUACUUUCCCUAGUAUCAUCAAAGCUGGAGAAAUCUUGACUUAUUCCACCAUCUGUUUCCUUAAAAUAUCUCUAUUUAUGCUUUGAGAAGACAAGUCUGCUUUAUCCUGAGCAGCAAUGACUCCUUUGGCCAUGGCUGUCGUCACAGACUGUGGGAGAACUGUGGCAGUGGAAGGGGAAGUUGCUUCUCUGACCGUCCCACUGCUGCUGCUUACAGCACAGUGAACACUCCGUUUGUUCACUGAUGUGCCCUUAUUUGAGCAGCCGUUAUUAAGACUUGCCUUUGCCAGAGACGUGGAAUACUGAAAUGCUCUACAUUGUACAGAUGUCUUGUGGGCUCUACUGGUUUUCAUGGGUGAUUCCAGCUUACGUCAUACUGAUAUAUUUUCCCACGGGAAGAUCCAAUAGCCCAAGUGGCUCCAUCAGGCAUAAAAUCUACUGAGGUCAGAGGAGUGUCGGCCACUAAAGUUCUCACCAGCUUCUUACUUGAAGUGUCAUGGAGAAUGAUUCUUUUAUCUAGGCCUAUGGUUACAAACAGCAGUUCAUCGACAGGACAGAAACAUGCCUGAAGCUGGAGCCUUGUGUGUAAUGUCAAAGCUACCAUAUGAGCUCUGAUUGUUGACAUCCCAGAGGGUUACUGUUACGUUAUCUGAAACACUGCCAAGGAGUGACUUCUUAAACAGGGAGUAGUUCACGUGCCGGAUGGGCUGAUACUUCCAUGGCUAAGAGGUGUACUGGAUGUAUUCAUGGUUAUGCUGUGCACAACAGUCUCACCACUGAGAGAGACCCAGAAGCAAUGUAGCAAUCAUUCCAAUUGUAUGCCACACAAUGACUUCUUUGACCUUUAUGAUCCUUAAGAGACCGAUGAACUCAUUUUGAUUUUAAAUCCCCAAUAUUAACAGUGUUAUUUAGGCCUCCACUUGCCAAAUACAUUGAUGUGGAAUUUAAAUCAACACAUGUCUGCUUUUGGCCUUCAACAAGCUCCAAAAGCUGGAUGGGUUUACAUUUGCAACUUGACACCACCAUUUUGUCUCCGCUGUAGGUUGCUGUCACUAGGAAGUUAUUAUUGCUGCUCCAACAUAUUGAGCUGAUUCCAUGUGGUGAUGUGUGGCGGUUGAAUUUAUCCACCAAUGCCAUACAUGAAGCAUCUCAUAUUUUAAUAUCAUUGCCUGAUGAAGCAAAUCUAAGGUUUUCUUGCAUGACUCAGCCUCUCAAGCAUGGGACCCCCCACUCCCUGCUAGAUACCUUCAGUUAUAUUCUUGAUGUGAUAUGUGGGGACUUACUCUGUACGGCAAAUGAAGUUUCAUUGUUAGAAAUCAAGUGUAUUAGUAUACUUCCCCAUUUAGUGUUUCAUACACAACUGGGCUCCAUCCCUACUGUGUAUGAACAGUGCAGAACUACAAAGUAGGUAGUAGAAUGUGUCUUUUAUACUCCAUGUCACACCUUUAGUAAGCUGGAGUCACUACCUCUGAUCUCAUGCUGGCUCUAAAGAUCAGAUCUUUAGUGAUAGAGAUCACUAAAGAUGAAAGAUGCUAAAAACUUGUCAGUUUAAAGGCUUAACUACUUUGAAAGAACCUUUUCUUUCUUUAAUGAAUGAAUGGUAGUCCCACAAAUCACUGCUCUCGACCUUCUGUUUAACAAUACAAAUGUGUCUAUUUGAAAGGCUCUUACCCUAGUCACUUGCUGUCACUGCCAGAGCAGGAGUCUCUAGAACUUGCAGGACAAUGUCAUUAAAUUACAGAACGUACUGUUUUAAUAAGGUAUCUGACAUCUGACAAAGGCUGUAAAUUGUUUUUCACAGUGAUUUUUGACUGAUGGUAUUGGUGAUUUAAAAUACUGUUCCUAGACACUUUUCCUCAGUCUAUUGAAGUGAAUCUAUCUAUUUGUUUUGCUUAAAGUUUUCUCCAGUGAUUCUGGUGUACCUUAAAGGAUACGACACUCCCAGGUCUAGUUGCCACCAGCAGGGUUUCCCACACUAAAGCGUGUGUCCUUUUCACCUGGGAACUUGAGAGAAUAUUCAACAUUCGUAGUUUGUACUCACUAGUUCUGAUGUGGAGCCCACAGAUGUUUUAGAGUGCUAAAGACAAUUCUGGUGCAAGGAACUGGUAGUAUAGAUUGUUCAGUGACUACAGUUGUAAGGGAUGGAAUGGUUUCAGAGCUACCCAGUAAUUUGUGGAAUUCAUCUUAAACUUAAGAAACAAGUUGUUAACUACUGCUUUUGAUAUAUUAUCAGAUUUAAAACUAAAUCUUAGCUGGCAGGAAAUUAUAAGAGCCCUGGUUAAUUAAUUGAACUUUUGACCUAUAGCAAAAUAAAUCAUCUUUAAUGAAUAAAUGGCAAGGCACAUAUGUUUUCAGAAUUAAGUUUUAAAGACUUUUAAACUAUCAAAAAGAGGGGCUGGAGAAAUGGCUCAGCAGUUAAGAGCACUGACUGUUCUUGCAGAGGACCCGGUUCACUUCCUAGCACACACAUGGCAGCUCACAACUGUCUGUAACUCUAAUUUCAGAGGAUCCAGUGCCCUCAACUGCCCUCUGCCUGCACCAGACACACAUGUGGUACACUUAUUCACAUUUGAAAAACAUUCAUCUACAUAAUCUAGAAACAGUUAAAUCUACAAAAAAUAUAUGUAAUUAUCCACUAUUUUAAGGUCAUUGGUUAAUCAGAAAUGUGAUAGGUGAUCAAACCCUAAAACUUUAGCUGUAUUUCACAUAUAACCUUAUAAUAAUCUUGCUGUGUUUUUCAACCAAUAGAAAUUGGCUGGAAAAAAGUUGUGCUUUUUUUGAAACAAUAUUAGAUAUAUACAGAAGUGAAAUGUAUGGUGUUCAUUUUGUGUUGACUUUGUCUUGAGUGACAUGUAAAUAUGCAGAUGUUGAAUGUAAUGUAUAAUAUGUCCGCUGUGAGUUUUAGCGGUACCAGUUGCAUGCCCAAAUACCUUUGUCUGAUUUUGAUUUUAUAAAUGAAAACUACUUUUUAUGCAUCUAAUAAAACAUCAGAAUCACGCGG